AUGGGCGAUAAGAAGCGCAAGGUCGUUGAGGACCCGACUGAGCCCAUUGCUCCCGAAGGCAAGAAGCUGAAGAAGGAGAAGAAGGAAAAGAAAGAAAAGAAGGAAAAGCGCAAGGCUGAGAAGGAGGCUGAGGUUGCGCCUGUCGAGACUGCCCCCGCGCAGGAGGAGGUGACCGAGAAGAAGGAAAAGAAAGACAAGAAGGAGAAGAAAGACAAGAAGGAGAAGAAAGAAAAGAAGGAGAAGAAGGCCGAAGCCGAAUCCAGCAAAGAUGCCGAGGAGACCCCUCUGUUCACGAUAGACACCGAGGGCGACAAGGCCAUGAAGGAGAAGAUCUCCAAGAAGGACAAGAAGGAAAAGAAGGAAAAGAAAGACAAGAAAGACAAGAAGGCCAAGGUCUCCAAGGAAGCCACCGAAGAGUCUGCGGACGCCGAGGAGGCCACUGAAGAGACUGCUGCUGAAGAUGGCGUGGACAAGAAGAGCUCCCGCUUCAUUUGCUUCGUCGGCAACCUCCCCUACUCCGCCAACCUUGAGUCCCUUACAAAGCACUUCGAGAAGAACCCUCCCGCCUCAAUUCGUGUCGCGACCAAGCCUGAGACUCCUAAGAAGUGCCGUGGCUUCGCCUUCAUCGAGUUCGACAACUACGACCGCAUGAAGACCUGCCUCAAGCUCUACCACCACUCCACCUUUGACGACGGCAAGUACCCGCCUCGUCGCAUGAACGUCGAGCUGACUGCCGGCGGCGGCGGCGGUAACUCCGAGCAUCGCAAAGAGAAGAUCAGAGCCAAGAACGAGAAGCUCAACGAGGAGCGCUCCCGUGAUGCGAAGAAGAUCAACAAGGAUAAGCGAAAGCACGACAAGGCUCCCGCUGCUGAGGGUCCCAGUGGUGUCAAUGCCGUUGCCGUCCCCGAGGACGACAAGUGGGCGGGCAUUCACCCCAGCCGCAGGCCGCGUGUGAUGAACUAG
Messenger RNA from Penicillium atrosanguineum, 963 nucleotides. Its product is annotated as RNA-binding protein. Gene Ontology annotation, molecular function: RNA binding. The record is from RefSeq and is a predicted model, not a curated record. Bases 1 to 963 code for a protein of 320 amino acids. Lineage: Eukaryota; Fungi; Ascomycota; Eurotiomycetes; Eurotiales; Aspergillaceae. The transcript is spliced from 3 exons.